Camponotus floridanus (Florida carpenter ant) is the source of this 1278-nucleotide messenger RNA. Its product is annotated as erlin-1. Gene Ontology annotation, cellular component: endoplasmic reticulum membrane; endoplasmic reticulum. Lineage: Eukaryota; Metazoa; Arthropoda; Insecta; Hymenoptera; Formicidae. The transcript is spliced from 5 exons. Gene Ontology annotation, biological process: SREBP signaling pathway. Gene Ontology annotation, molecular function: ubiquitin protein ligase binding; cholesterol binding. The record is from RefSeq and is a predicted model, not a curated record. Bases 212 to 1192 code for a protein of 326 amino acids.
AUCAUAUUUUUUCCAAAGUCGAUAUCUUCCUUAUCGAAGGGAGUGAUUGAGAGGGAGCGCUAUGGCUACUAGAUGAGAUCAAGCGACUUAUUUCAUAAAUAUGAAUUUAAUCGACUAUGUUGUAAUUUCUAAUUAUAAUCACGCAUCUGUCAUUAUUUUGUAAUACACAUUUUUCGUCUUCUGAGUUAAAGCGCAUUAUAAACGGAUAAUUAUGUUUGAUCAAAGGAUUAUAGCAGUUGGCUUCCUUGUAUGUUUUGCAAUAGUAUUUAACUUUUCUCUUCAUCGUAUUGAAGAAGGUCAUGUAGGGGUGUACUUCCGGGGUGGUGCAUUGUUACCCCAAGUGAGUCAUCCAGGUUUUCAUAUGAUGAUACCAUUGUUGACCACAUAUCGUGCAGUUCAAGUAACUUUGCAGACGGAUGAAGUGAAGAAUGUGCCAUGUGGAACUAGUGGUGGUGUAAUGAUUUACUUUGAUCGUAUAGAAGUUGUGAAUAUAUUGGAUGCAAAUAGCGUUUACAAUAUGGUGAGAAAUUUCACAGCAGAUUAUGAUCGUACCUUAAUUUUUAAUAAAGUGCAUCAUGAAUUAAAUCAGUUUUGUUCAGUACAUACAUUACAUGAAGUGUACAUUGAUUUGUUCGAUCAAAUUGAUGAAAAUUUAAAAACUGCACUUCAAAGGGACUUAAAUGAAUUAGCGCCUGGUCUCAAUAUACAAGCUGUAAGAGUAACAAAACCAAAAAUUCCUGAAACAAUCAGGAAAAAUUAUGAAUUGAUGGAAGCAGAGAAAACAAAGCUGUUAAUAUCCACACAACAUCAAAAAGUAGUUGAGAAAGAUGCUGAGACAGAUCGCAAAAAGGCUGUUAUUGAAGCUGAAAAAGAAGCACAGGUUGCAAAAAUUCAAUAUAAUCAAAAAAUUAUGGAGAAAGAGUCUUUGCAACAAAUGGCUGCGAUAGAGGAUGAGAUGCAUUUAGCGAGACAAAAGAGCCGUUCGGAUGCCGAAUUCUACCAAAUGAAAAUGCAGGCCGAGGCGAAUAAGCUACUUUUAUCUAAGGAAUUCUUAGAACUCAAGAAGUACGAUUCAUUGGCGCGCAACGCGAAAAUAUAUUACGGGCAAGACAUUCCAAAAAUGUUCAUACAUGGUGGUUGCUCAAGUGAUCUCGGUGUCGAUUCCAGUACAAAUAUCGAGGAGAAACAAUGAUAAAAACCGAGUGCUGUAAUUCAUAUUUUAUUUUCUUCAUUAAUAUACGAAAUGAAAUGAUUUUAUUUUUUCAAAUCGAUACUCUU